This is a messenger RNA of Drosophila rhopaloa, 2392 nucleotides long. RefSeq names its product ubiquitin-conjugating enzyme E2 H (gene UbcE2H). The record is from RefSeq and is a predicted model, not a curated record. Gene Ontology annotation, biological process: protein polyubiquitination; ubiquitin-dependent protein catabolic process. Gene Ontology annotation, cellular component: nucleus. Lineage: Eukaryota; Metazoa; Arthropoda; Insecta; Diptera; Drosophilidae. Gene Ontology annotation, molecular function: ubiquitin conjugating enzyme activity. The transcript has 2 exons. Bases 598 to 1149 code for a protein of 183 amino acids.
UAAUUUUAGUGUAUUUUUGGUUUAAUUGAUAAUGGUAUUUCAACCGUCAGGCCUUGGUCACAUUACCAACCGAUUUUCCUGCAAACAGUUUUUUCCGGAAAACAAAACAAAAAUAAUUAAUAAAUGCUUAGAUCGCGGUGAUUUAACAGCAAUGUGGAGAAGUAUCGAAGAGUAAAAAUCGAAGGCGGCCGCCAGCCAACAACAAAAACACCACCUACGAGCAACAAUAACAACAUCGGCAACAGCCGCAGCAACAACAAUACAAAUAAAACGGGAGUCUACUGCAAAUAUACACACACCAAGAGAAAUUAAAAUAAAAAAGCGAAAAGGCAGCUCCCGUUUUGCUGUGGACGGUGCUAGAGAGAGUUGACGAAUGCGGAGCAGUUCGAGGCAGGAGUAGGAGCAUCAGAAGUGCCACCGGAAGCGGAAAGCGGAAGCAACACAAUAGCAAUAUAUACGGAACAACAAGCCAACAAACAAAAUCACCGCCUUAGCCUUAGUAAAAGACAACGAGGAGAAGACCUCUCCAAAGCGAUUCAAAUCAAACCAAACCAUCAAAAUCAAAAGCCAGACAACCCUAAUCCCAAAACAAACAAAAUGUCCUCGCCCAGUGCCGGAAAACGACGCAUGGACAACGAUGUGAUCAAGCUGAUCGAAUCGAAGCACGAGGUGACGAUCCUAGGAGGCCUCAAUGAGUUCCACGUCAAGUUCUUCGGCCCAACGGAGACACCCUACGAGGGCGGCGUGUGGAAGGUGCGCGUCUACCUGCCCGACAACUAUCCCUUCAAAUCACCGAGCAUCGGUUUUGUGAACAAAAUCUACCAUCCGAAUAUAGACGAGUCCUCCGGAACAGUGUGUCUGGAUGUGAUCAAUCAGGCCUGGACGGCGCUGUACGAUCUAUCCAACAUUUUCGAAUCGUUCUUGCCGCAGCUGCUCACAUAUCCCAAUCCGGUCGAUCCACUCAAUCGGGAUGCGGCCGCCUUGUACCUGCACGAGCCGGAGGAGUACCAUCGCAAGGUGGCCGACUAUGUGCAGCGGUAUGCCACCGAGGAUGCGCUGCGGGCGGCGCAGCAGGAGCGGGAGAGCAGCGACAGUGAGUCGAGCAUGUCCGACUACAGUGAGGAUGAGGCCAGGGACAUGGAGUUAUAAUAUCGGUUGGACCGCCAGCCUACGGAACUACCGCUAACACUUACACUGACAACAGCCUAAUACAAAUGCUUCGAGACCCCAUUUUCCCAUAUCCCGACACUUUUCCUAAGACAAAAACAAGCAAACACACACACAAUUUCCUCAUACCCCUCAGUUGGCGACGGAACAACAAGCAACAAUAUAUAUAUAUAUAUAUAUAUAUAAUUGAUAAAUGAUAAUUGGAUUUUAAGAUAGAAAGUGAUUCGAUGAUGGCGUGUGAUGAUCUGCGCACACACGCACAUACAUAUAAAUAUAUACAUACAAUAUAUAUAUACACUAAUGUAAGCAGCAAGAAAAACAAGAUUUGAAAACUCUUAGUUUAGCCAUCAGUAGCUGAUAACAAAAAAGGAUUGGAGAAAAGAUCGUAACAGAUAUAUAGACCACAACAAAAACGGAACGGAGGAGAACAAAAUGGAAACAGAAACAAAAUGGAAAACAUAAAUCGAUAAAAUACAGAUUAAACAGAUAACAGAGAUAAAAGCAUAGAUGCAAACGCAAUUUAAAUGGUUAAAGUAAGUGCACAUGCAAUACGAAAUAUGACAUGAAAUUGCUUUUGGCCUUGAUCUGGAAUUAAACAGACGUCAAUGCCCGUUCUUUAGAGUUUAGCAACGGAGUAACAAGUUGAUAGAAAACGUAUCGUAAACACAAGUACCACCAUCAAACAAAAGUUUUUGGAAAACCCUCACCACAUAAAUACCACACGAUGAUAGCCCAAUUCAAAGGAAGCCUCAGUUACUGCUUAGAUCGAUUUGCGAAAUUAGUGUUUUGUUCUCCCCCAGCUUUAUAUGUUUUUUGUUUUCUUUAUUUGUGAACGUGUUUUUAUAGGAUUUAUCAUUGUCUGCAUAUAUAUACAUUAUAUAUUUACAAAUUUUAAACUGCAGAAUAUCAUUUGACUAAGCAGCAUUGUCCCUGCCCAAAAAAAAGUGAAUAACGAUCGAAACUAAAUAGAACUAAAGUAGAAAACCAAGACAAAUCCUAGUGGAAGCGUUUGGAGAUGAUUGCGUGGAACAGACAAAAUAAACGUUGCAGUUCUUUUUCUUGUUAAUUAAUAUUAUUGUACGGUUAUUAUGUAAUGUUUUAAAAUAGGAUUCGAAUUGAUCGUGUAAUUAAAUGCAAUAAUUCUUAUGUCUAACUUAUGCCACCCGUGUUUAAACCAAAACCAACUGUUUUUUUUUAUUACAAUACAUUUUGCUUUUACACCACA